UUAUUUGCUAGGCAAUGCCGUUAGAGAAGGAUAUAGAAAUAUUUCAGGUGUGGGCAGCUAAGUUGGGCUGCCCACCAGAUGCAAUACCUACAGAAGAAGCACUAAAAUCUAUUUAUAAGUCACGCCAGCGUGAUAUGUUUUGCAAUUUAAUAAAACGGGUAAGAUCGCGACAGGAUGUACAGGUGGUGCGCGAGAAUAUAUUAAUCAAGCAACUGGACAAGCUGAAAGAUCAGGUGGUACCGAAUUGCGCUCGAAGCUUUUUACCUAAAGAAAUGCAAACUUUUCUUAAAAUGAAUGAAUUAAUGAAGCAAAAGGAAGACAUAACAAUGCGUUUGGAUGAAUACAGGAAGGAAUACGAGACACUGGCUGUCAAUAUUAAAACAAAAAACAUCCAACACAUUAACCUUCACCAUAAGCAAAAAACUCUGAAGUCACGGGUUAGUUUAUUAGAAUUUAAAUCCCUAGCAUUGGAUAAACAAAUAAAACAGGAAGAAAAAAACAAGGAACGUAUUACAGCCACUAUGCCAGCGCGGUUGACAGCAAAAAACGCAAGUGAAACUAUAGCUUUAGAUGGGGUUAAACAGGCUUUACGGGAUCUGGAUGAUUUUUACACCUUCUAUCUAAAUCAGGCGAGCAGUCCAAAUACCGUUCAGGAGGCAAAGGAUGCUUUAUGGGUUAAAAUGCGAAAAACCUUUUCGAAUAUUCCAAAUUUCAUUUUUUUUAACAUUAUAAUGCGUUUGAAAGAUGAACAGCUGCAAUACUUAUUGUCUUUAAUGAAUAAAUCAAACAAUGAGGAAUCCAUAACUCAUUCCAUAAGUGGAGUAGGCUCAAAAGAGCCUUUAUCGUCAUUCGAAAUUAAACUGAUGCAAACGAAAGCGGAUCUCCUAGGCAUGGUCGUGAAGUUUUUGUCUGCCCGAAAGGAACUUAUCACGCUGGAAGAACGAUUCACCGAUGCUUAUGACCCCUUUGUGGACGAAUUGCAAAAGAAAGUGAAUUUAUUUAAUGCCAAUGCUGAUGAUAAUGUCAACGAAAUCAUAUCUGACUAUUUGGUUCAGUACAAUUUGCGAAAUUUUUCAAAAAGUCAAAAUGAUUUUAUUGCUCAACAAAUCGAACAGUGCAAAGCAGACAUAGAUUAUGGAGCAAAACAAUUAGAGAAUCAUGAGGUUAUUUUGGGAUCCAUAAAACAAGUUUAUAGCGACAUUAAUACGUCCAUUAAUCACAUUCAAUAUGAAAUGCAGCAAUUAGGGCAAAUAAAAGAGAAGAUUCUUUAUUCAAAAAAUAUGUUGAAACGUUUAUUCGAUGAUGUGCAAAUAUCCUCUGCCGUCGGUAGCGUUGCCUCCAAUGUCAACAGCGGCAUUAAAGCAAACUUCCUACCUACGAAACUAAAAGCUAACAAUAAUAUGUCCACCAUGGGUGAUAGCUUUGAAAUGGGUGGUGGAGACAUGGUAUUUUGCAGCACGAAGUUGGACUUUGACUCCACCAUUUUGUCACUUAACUCAACCACUUCAAAUAUCACAGGCACAUCAAGACGUAGUGUGGGAAGUGCGGAUAUCACACUUAUGCCUGCGGCUACCAGCAGUAACUACACGGAGGGUCGUUUCAAUUUGCCACCAUACUCCAGCGAGCUUUGUACAUUUGUCGAAAUCCCAUUUGAGAAGUUUAGUUGCGUAACGAAAGAAUGUGCUUACCAUUUGUCACCCAAUCCGUUGAUCGUGGAUUCACGUGAGCUCUCCUCUACAAUCCAAUUGGCGCCAGGCAGUUUGCUGACCGCUUCAGGGGCUUUGCAGGAAGUGCGUAAUCGUAUCAAGUGGGCGGAUUUAAUUGCCCAGCAUUCGCUUGAUUUGAAAUUGGAUUUUGAUUUGAUUAUGGUCGACGCACAAAGCUGUAGACAAAAGAUCAAACAACACCGUGAACAAAUCGAAGAAAUGUUGGAUAAAAUCGAUGUAACCAGCAUAAACACUAAUCGAACUUUACAAAAAUUAUUAAAACUUUACGAUUUUAUACUUUCGAAUCCUUUGCGUCGAUAUAUUCCACCACAACGAAAUUUCAAUAAUCAAACAUAUGCAGACUACGAAGCCGAAUUUUCUAUGUACUAUCGCAUGGCAACUGUCGGUGCUUCCAUCAAAUGAAGGAGUUUGCUGCAAAAUGUGAUUUGUAUUUUAUUAAAUUAAUGUUCGUGUUUAUGUUUGAAGUAAAUAGACUGUGCUUAUUCUUUGAAAGGAACGAAUUUAUUGAAAAAUCAUAUGCUUUUUGUAGAGUGUUAAAUUACCUAUAAGAAUAUAUAUCCCAUUUCUAUAUACCUACUGGUUCAGAAGAAAAUGUGUUAAAUAUAAAAUAUAGAAAAAUCCCAUGUGUUUUCAAUACGAAAUAUAUCACCUUGGGGCACAGUUUAACAUCAAGAUUAAAAGUUUUGUUUAGUCUUAUAUUUCGUUUAGGUCAGAGACCAAAAAUUUAGGGGGCGCUGCCAAAAAUACCACCAACUUGGCAAAUAACGGACACCCGACAGAGUUACAUAAGAACGCAUCUCUACGAACUCACGGACGAGAUCCGCCCGUUGCACAACCAUCGGAGUACGUUGUAUCAACCGCAUAUCGUGGACGAAGAGGUUCAGCUACCUGGAGACAUCCACGUAACUGUGACUCAAUUACUAUAUGGAUACUGUAACAGGUUAAAGUCUUAUUCAUCCAGACUCAACCUCAAUAUGCAUAUGUCCGCAUUGUGAACCACUCCUCAGACUGACAAGAGGCCCAACUGCUAUAGAUAUCGUUUCAGGUAUGAAUACCGUUUCUCGUCAACUUGUCAGCCAUGCAAAAUCCCGCAAUGUGACUAUGGCCUGGUAACCAUAUGCAUACAUGAGUCUAAUUAGAAAAUAUUUGGAUGCAUCUUAGAGGCAGGUCAGGCACAUCCAGACCAAUUUUGAGAGCACCCACCAUCCUAUAAUCGAUGGUGUUUAGAGAAAGUGUCACUAAGAGUCAUUUAGAGACACAGUGAUCCAGCAAUCAGAAACGAAAUCAAUACUUUCAAUAAUUUUAGAGUGUGCAGACGCUGAGUAUUUGAGGCAUCCAGUUUCCCUAAGCCCGAUUGCAGCCCUUGCUACGGCAGUUUUACUAGCAAUGCCCCACUAGUACCUCUUUUACGGGCGCUAGCUGCCUAGCUAUUAUAGAUCUCCAGCGAAUUCCACUACAAUACUCAAUAAAAAAUUAUGGGGUUAACUAACGCCGUCAGCCGAUAAUAUUUUCCACAAUUUUGUAAUACGCAUGGGAAAAAUGCCCGAAAAUUUUACUAGAAAUUUAGACGACCUAAAAAAGGGGAAUAAAACCGCAUUAGUACACUGGAUGAACACAGCUGUGAUGAGACCCAUCCUUUUCUACGGCGUUACCGUAUGGGGUGGCCUGCGCUAAACAACACUGCCCAGAGCUAAGGUGGAACGAGUGCAGAGGACGACUUCCUUGGUCGUCAGGGUUUCACUGCCCCCUACACGCACUAAAUCUCUGGAAAUAAUAUUAAAUCGUCCACCUAUUGGAUGUCUGGACAAAUUUCGGACCGAUCCAGCCGUGGAGAGACCUCAAAUUUACACACGCAAAAGUCCUUGAAACUAUACCUCACACAGGGCAACUCCCAUUAGUGUUAUUUCUUUGAUCUGAUGCUGGAGAAGAGCUACAGAACUGAACCACUUUUGUACAAUUAAAAAAAAAACUGGCUAAAACUCUGUUCUGCGUCUUGUUACCCACACACAGUUAUAAGUUCGAAAAAGUGGACGAUUUCGUUUAUAUAGGAACCCGCAUUAACAACAAUUGAAAUACAGCGACUCCGGUGACUUUCGGAUCGCGAUGUUGGUAACAGAGGAAGGGUAAGGCAUCCGUUGUGAUGAAAAGGGCAGGCAGAGGACUUAAAUUCACUUGACAUUACCAAUUGGCUUCAGUUGGCCCAAAAAAAACCGACUGGCGUGCUUUAUUGCACUCGGCCAGAAUCGUUUGCACUGAUAAGAGUUAAGCUUCGACAACUAAAUUAAAAGUAUUUAAUAGCCGGAAAAACUGAAUGCUUAAUAUUUGUCUAAGAAAUCUAAUUAAAAAGCUCGACCCUUUUACGAAAAUUUGUUGAUUUUUUUUUUUAAAUAUUGCACAAUAUGUGCAUAAUUGUGAUAAGUACUAGAUGUCCCAAACCUUCGUAAUAGUUCCCAAAUAUUGUCAACUAAAGUUAUUUAGUCAUCGAGACUAAACACUUUUCUCAGUGUAUGUACUUAACAUAAAACGUUUAUUUUUCUUAAUGCGAAAAUUCCGAACUUUGACAUACUUUCUGGUUUUUCUUUUCGACCCAUAAAUAAACAUACAUACAUACAUUUAUAAUUUUAAUUAAUUCUGUUUUAUUCUAUUGGUUUUUCACACAUUAUUAUUACACUUUUCUUUUUCUUUUAUAAUUGAAGAUGAUAAUCGUAUUUAAUGUAAGUUCUUUACUUUUCUUUUAUUUACACCCAAUAAGAGAUGGGUCGUAGUCACAUACAUAAAUGUUACACACACAAAUGUAUUUAAUAUAAAAAUUAUUCGUUUUACUUAUAACAGAACUUAUGUUUUACAGAGCGGUAAAAUGAUGUACUCGUAUGUAUUUAGAUUAGAUUAUACAAAAAUCUUAUAGAAAUUUCGCUUAGCAUUUUUUCAUUUAUGUAUAUACGUAUAAAUACAAGAUGCAAACUUUUUUCACUUAAAGUAAAUUCAUUAUUAUUUUUUUUUCAUUACUAAUAAAUUUUAAAUUUAUGAUCAUUUCUUUUUUUUUUAAUUUUAGAGACGAAUAGAAAAUUAGUAUCUAUUAAUUUGAAGGAAAUUCGUCACACAAAUACAGUAAUGAUUGUGUUCUUAAUUAAACAAUCGCAAAUCGGUCCAAGUGUGAUGUUAAUAUAAAAUUUUAAUACAAAAUAUUAUUUUGUGAUGUUGUAGAGAGAGAGCUUUUAAAUGUUUGAGGUGCUUAAGAAAUAAUUAAUUGAAAAUUGAAUUACGGACGGGGUUGGUUGGCGAUAUCAACUGAAAAAAUAUCCACAAGAUUCUACAAUUUGUAUGUAUGUAUAUAAAGUAGUGCCAUCAGCAGAUAUGUAUGUAAAUGGAUGUUAGAGAUUUACAGAGAGUUACCCAUUCCUAUGAAAGUAAGAACUGCUUACUUACAUAUGUACAUAUAAGCCCAUAUAUGUAUCUAGCAAUCUGAUAUGAAUGCAGGUAAAUAUAUAAAUAUGUAUGUACACAUGUAUGUGUGAAAAGUGUUUGCGGUGCGCUUAACUAAAAUGGACGUUAGUUUUGUAACUUUACAACAAAUGACUUACAUAUGUAUGUAAAUAUGUAUGUACUAUGUGUAUCAAUAAAGUAAAAAAAA
Messenger RNA from Rhagoletis zephyria (snowberry fruit fly), 5358 nucleotides. RefSeq names its product dim gamma-tubulin 5 (gene dgt5). The record is from RefSeq and is a predicted model, not a curated record. NCBI's taxonomy places the organism in Eukaryota, Metazoa, Arthropoda, Insecta, Diptera, Tephritidae.